AUUCGUGCGGACGUUAUGGAUAAUUUUACUCUUUACAUUAUAUGUGUUGGUAUAGUGCUAAUUGGACUUGGUUGUUCUUGUCUUUGCGGUAAGUGUCGUGCUCCAGCAAGACAGAGAAUUGACCUCCUUCACCUUCAGCUCCAGCUUAUCGGGCUCCACCCGCGCCGCCACGUAACUGACCGACUGGCUCUGGGAGUCGUCCAGGCAGAAGAGGAAGCUCGGGACCCUACGGUCCCGGCCGCUGUUGUCCAGCACCACCCGGGUGCUGGUCUUCGUCAGCCGGGACUGCAGGUCGAUGUGUCGCCCGACGUUUCGCACCACCAGUCACCAGUCAGUCCAGUCGCUUCGACGCCUAUCACCACAUUGCCGCGUAGCACGGACCGGACCCCGGACCCCGGACCCCCCGCCGCUGCAUACCACGCACUCGUGCUAUCGUCGUACAUUUCGCUGUGUUUUUUCCUCACGGACUCUCGCGGUGCAUCAAUGAUGAGCGACGACGAUCGUGACAUUGAUAUCGAGAGCGACGAUGGCGACGAUUCGGACUCCAGACUGAGGCACUCCAACAACACGCAAUACUACUCACAGGCAGAGAAAAGAGCACAUCACAAUGCUUUGGAGCGGAAACGACGGGACCACAUCAAAGACAGUUUUACCAGUCUUAAGGAUGCCGUACCGACUUUGCAAGGGGAAAAAGUCGCAAGCAGGGCGCAAAUCCUGAAGAAAGCAGCUGAUUACAUUGUCAGCAUGCGGCGUAGAAAUGGAUCCCAUCAGCAAGACAUCGAUGACCUCAGGAAACAGAAUGCUUAUCUGGAGAACGAAAUUCACAACUUAGAAAGAUCCUUGGGGUUAAGCAAGUCUGAAUCACCGGCCAUAUGUGAGUACACUCCGUCCGAGUCCUCCGACAGCGAGACUGGUGAAACGAUUCGACAGCCGAAGAAGCUAAAGAUGGCCAGCCUGCAUUGACGACACUCCAUACUUUCCCCUUUAACUUUAUUUUCGUUAUGAUUUUUCGAGAUAUUUGUAAGUGGUACAAAAUACGUGUAUAUUGUGCGAUCAUGUGUGUAAGUAGGUACUUAUUUAAGUAAAUCAUUAGAAAAUCACGUUCUGUAGCAUAUUUGUAACAUAGCGACACAUUUCUGAAGAGUGAGACGAUGUCCAAGAACAUAAAGCGAGUAAAGAUGACAUUACCGAACGUCACCGAUGUCUUGCAAUAUUUAUGUUUGCAACUUAAUGUAUAUAAAUACAUAUUAAGCAACAAUAUGGUACCAAUAUAAAUAAUUUAUAUUCGUUUUAAUGGUUUUGGGCUAUCGCAAAUAUAAUCUUUUGACUUCGCGCGCAAAGUUUGUCAACAGCAUGGAUAAUUGUCAACAAAUAAUUUUAAGGAGCGAUGUCUCGAUUCUUCUAUCAUCAUUUCAAUAUCGCCUCAUGUCUCAUAUUUUUUAAUUUAUAUUCGAUCUCGGAUAUCGCUUUCAGAAUCAAUUGUCACAAUCGACUAUCUAUUAUCAAAUAUUAAAUGUUAUCAGUACGGUCCAAUGUUAUGUAAUUAUACUUUAUUGUCAAUGACUGACGAUUAUCACGAAUCUGACACAUUGAUACGCCACAAUAUCUUGAUAUUGUUUAAGACUAAUAUUUGCUUAAUAAAGUUUUAUUUGUAACGAA
Molecule: messenger RNA, 1659 nt
Organism: Temnothorax curvispinosus
Lineage: Eukaryota; Metazoa; Arthropoda; Insecta; Hymenoptera; Formicidae
Gene: Max
Product: myc proto-oncogene protein
Exons: 5
Coding region: 16-963 (315 amino acids)
Biological process (GO): positive regulation of transcription by RNA polymerase II
Cellular component (GO): RNA polymerase II transcription regulator complex
Molecular function (GO): protein dimerization activity; DNA-binding transcription factor activity
Source: RefSeq, a predicted model, not a curated record